GGAUCGAACCCAGGUCUCCAGCAUUCUUUAUGGACUGAGCCACCAGGGAAACCCGGUAAUAAAUCAGUAAGAAGCAAAAGUUUACAAUCACUCAGUGAAAAGUAUCAGGUCUAAGGUCAACAUAAAUGGGAGCCACAUAUGAGCAGCUCUCCCUCCUCCACUAAGAGUGAAAAAUGAACAAAUCCCAGGAGCAAGUGUCAUUCAAAGAUGUAUGUGUGGACUUCACCCAGGAAGAGUGGUACCUGCUGGAUCCUGCUCAGAAGAUAUUAUACAGAGACGUGAUCCUAGAAAAUUAUAGCCACCUUGUCUCAGUAGGGAAUUGUAUUACUAAGCCAGAAGUGAUCUUCAAGAUCGAGCAAGGAGAAGAGCCUUGGAUACUAGAGGAGAGAUUCCCAAAACAGUACCGCUCAGAAGACUGGAAAGUUGAUGACCUAAUAGAGAGCACCCAGGAAAAUCAAGAUGAACAUUUUUGGCAACUUGCUUUCACCAGCAACAAAACAUUAAGUACAGAUAGUGGUGACAGAGUAAGGAAAACUUUAAAUCUAGGUACAGACUCCAUUCCUUCAAGCAAUUUUCUAUAUAAAAUAUGUGAUUCAUGUGAAGUGAGUUUGAAAAAUAUUUCAGGCUUAAUUAUUAACAGAAAGAACUAUUCUAGGAAGAAGCCUGAUGAGUUUAAUGUAUAUGAGAAAUUGCUCCUUGAUAUUGGGCAUGACAAAACUCCUCCUGGAGGGAAAUCUUAUAAUCAAAACAAGAAUGUCCUCAAUCAUGGACAGGAUCUCACUCAGUCAAUUUUUGACCAGCCUUUUGAGUAUAAUGAAAAUGGAAGAGGCAAACAUGGAGAGGCAGCCUUUUUCACAAAUAAGAAAGUUCAGAUAGGAGAGACACACUGUAAAUAUAAUGAAUGUGGAAGAACCUUCAUCCAAAGUUUGAAGCUCAGUUUAUCUCAGAGAACUCAUUUUGAAAUGGAGCCAUGUGAAUGCAGCGUUUGUGGUAAGUCCUUCUAUAUGGAUUUAAGAUUGGGACAUCAGAGAGCUCUUAUGGGGGACAAUCCUUAUGAAUAUAAUGAAUAUGGGCAAAUUUUCUGCGACAAUUCAGCUUUCGUUAUCCAUCAGGGAACUUACACAAGAAAGAUUCCCCAUGAAUAUAAAGUCAGUCACAAAACUUGGGAAAAGUCAGCUCUCUUUAAACAUCAGAUAGUACACAUGGGAAAACCUUAUGAGCACAAUGAAAAUGGAAAUACUUUCAACAAGAAGUCACAUCUCACCCAACUUCGAAGAGCUCACUCAGGAGAAAAAACUUUUGAGUGUGGUGAAUGUGGGAAAACAUUCUGGGAGAAGUCAAACCUCACUCAGCAUCAGAGAACACACACAGGAGAGAAACCCUAUGAAUGUACUGAAUGUGGGAAGUCCUUUUGUCAGAAACCACAUCUUACCAACCAUCAGCGAACACAUACAGGAGAAAAACCCUAUGAAUGUAAGCAGUGUGGGAAAACAUUCUGUGUGAAGUCAAACCUCACCGAACAUCAGAGAACACACACAGGGGAGAAACCCUAUGAAUGUAAUGCAUGUGGAAAAUCCUUCUGCCACAGGUCAGCCCUAACUGUACAUCAGAGAACACACACAGGAGAGAAACCCUUUAUAUGUAAUGAAUGUGGUAAAUCCUUCUGUGUGAAAUCAAACCUCAUUGUACAUCAAAGAACUCACACAGGAGAGAAACCCUACAAAUGUAAUGAGUGUGGGAAAACCUUCUGUGAGAAAUCAGCUCUCACUAAACAUCAGAGGACUCACACAGGGGAGAAACCCUAUGAGUGUAAUGGAUGUGGGAAAACCUUUAGUCAGAGGUCAGUACUCACUAAACAUCAGAGAAUUCACACAAGGGUGAAAGCUCUUUCAGCAUCCUGAACAUUAAGAAGCCUUCAUCCACACUUUCAAAUAUGUUAUACAGGUUUUUAAAAUGAGAUGAAUGAAACCCAAAGAAUAUCACAAAUUCCUUUAGAGAGUGAGGUUUUGUUGUAAUUCAGAUAAUUAGUACUAGAAUAAAACCUUAUUCAUGUUUUGAAUAUGUAAAAGCUUUCCAAAAAAAGUAAAACUUUUCAUCAGAAAAUUUAUAUUGAAGGGAAAUUCAAUUACAUAAUAUGGUGGAAAAAAACACCUUUGUCUAGAAUUUAUGUUGUAUAGUAGUGCCAUAUUCUGGAUGUGAUACAGAAAUUUUAUUGUUGUUAAUAUAAUAGAUGAUACUCAUUUACAGUCAUAUUCACAGUGGAAUCUGAAGUUUAAAGACGUUAAAUGACAACAGCAUUAAACAUUUAUAUGAAGAGUCCUUGAUGUUUGCAGGCCUUUUGUGGGUAUGCUAAUAUCAUAGAAAUUUGAGGUAUUCUUGAUUGGUAUAUUAGAGCCUAACAUGCUUAUGAAGAGAAAAUCUAAACUCUUAAUUAACUGUUAUAGUCUAUAUUAACAUUUCCCACACUAGAUACCAUCAAUGUCUUUUUAGGUUGUAAUAAUUAUGUAUAUAUGUAUAUGUAAAUGUAUUUAUACACACUUACCAAUACACAGUGAUGUGCUGCAGUAAGUUUAUACUAACUUGCAAGCACUGCUGAUAAAUUUUCAGGAAUUUUAUGAGCCAGUUGUUAAACACAGUCAUUAUUUUAAAGUUAAAGUAUUAAUUUACAGUUAAAUAAUAUUAAAAAAACAAAAGUAAUACAUACUCAACACUCAUCGUUUCCUAAUUAUUUCACAGCGUUUUGCUAUUAUCUUUGUUCUUUAGGUUAUCUAUAUUGUUAAAUCAGCAUGGUGAAUAUUAUAUAAUGAUGUAGUACUAUACAUCUGUGACCAGCCCUAUGUUCAGUGCCAUCGUGUUGGUAGUGUGGCAUUAGUGGGAGUAUUUACAGUGGUACAUCACUGUGUAUAUAUGAAAAUACGUUUGGCAAACUUAAAAUACUAGCCACAUACCCCUUCUCCCAUUUCCAUAGAUAAAUGACUCUCUCCAUUACUGCUGAAUGGCCUCUUCAAAAAAGAAGCCAAAAUAUGUUUUUUGGGAGGUUUUUAACUACCUAUGCAUCAAUCCUAUUUUCAGUACUACCAGAGACUCUGUGAUGUCGCCAGUAUAUGCUGUUUUACUACCUGUUGCUUACCUUUCUUCUAAUUUUGCUGGCAUAUGUGAAUGAGUAUGGCCAUUAUUACUGAGCUUCCACUUCAAUAAAAAGGCCAAACAAUAAUUUCCUGAGGUUAUUCAGCUGCCUUGGGUCAGUCAAUACUGUGAAUGCUGUUAAUAACAAUGAUAAUUACAUAAAUUUUGCAAAGGUUAACAUCAGUUAUGAACAGUAAUGCUCACAGUAUUCAGCAAAUAAAAAGUAGUGUUGUAUAAUGAAAUGCUUCUGUCCUACUCUUGGUGCUUUAUUGCUGUAUCUAUUUGGGCAUGAUAUGUGUAACCCAAGUUGUAUGUAACUCAGGAACUAUGUAUUUAAUUUAAUAGAAUGUAAUAUACUAUCUCUCUCUCCUUUG
This is a messenger RNA of Capra hircus (goat), 3500 nucleotides long. RefSeq names its product zinc finger protein 248 (gene ZNF248). Bases 174 to 1901 code for a protein of 575 amino acids. Gene Ontology annotation, biological process: negative regulation of transcription by RNA polymerase II; regulation of immune system process; regulation of cytokine production. The transcript is spliced from 5 exons. Lineage: Eukaryota; Metazoa; Chordata; Mammalia; Artiodactyla; Bovidae. The record is from RefSeq and is a predicted model, not a curated record.